AUGCCCAACGACGACGCCUUCAACAAACCCUCGGCCCCGGCAGAGGCCCCGCACGCUCCCGGGCCUGCGCCGCAAGGCAAAGGCGGUUUCGGGAAGGCUUCCGGGCCGCUACUGGGGGCGGCGGGCGCGGGGGGCUGCGGCGGCGCGGGCUCUGGCGCGGCGGGCAAGAAGUCCCCGCGGCUGCCCAAGUGCGCACGCUGCAGAAACCACGGCUACGCGUCGCCGCUCAAGGGCCACAAGCGUUUCUGCAUGUGGCGGGACUGCCAGUGCAAGAAGUGCAACCUGAUCGCUGAAAGGCAGCGCGUGAUGGCCGCGCAGGUGGCCUUGAGGAGGCAGCAGGCCCAGGAGGAGGAGCUGGGGAUCAGCCACCCCAUCCCGCUGCCUAGCGCUGCCGAGCUGCUGGUCAAGAGGGAGAACGGCGGCGGCAACCCGUGCUUGAUGACCGAGAGCAGUGGCUCCUCACAGCCGCCGGUGCCACCCAGCACCCCCACCACUGCAGCCUCAGAGGGACGGAUGGCCAUCCAGGAUAUCCCUGCUGCCACCAGCAGAGGGCACAUGGAGAACGCACCCGACCUGGUUCCUGACUCCACCUACUACAGCAGCUUCUACCAGCCGUCUCUGUUCCCUUACUACAACAACCUGUACAACUACCCACAGUACUCCAUGGCCCUGGCCACUGACUCCUCACACGGGGACAUGGGGAAUCCCCUUGGGGGGUCCCCUGUGAAGAAUAGCCUGCGGAACCUGCCGGCAACUUAUGUGCCUGGUCAGACAGGAAACCAGUGGCAGAUGAAGGGUGCAGAGAGCCGCCACACUACCAUGGGUUCCCAGUACCGGAUGCAUUCCUACUACCCACCGCCCUCCUACCUGGGCCAGAGCGUCUCCCCGAUCUUCUCCUUUGAAGAAGGCCCUGCCUACCCGGAAACGAAAGCCAGUGUCUUCUCGCCGCCCAGCAGCCAGGAUUCCGGCUUGGUGUCCCUCUCCAGCAGCUCUCCCAUCAGCAACGAGAGCACAAAGGGGGUGCUGGAGUGCGAGUCGGCGUCGGAGCCCAGCAACUUCGCGGUCACCCCGGUGAUGGAGGAGGACGAGUGA
Molecule: messenger RNA, 1092 nt
Organism: Orycteropus afer afer
Lineage: Eukaryota; Metazoa; Chordata; Mammalia; Tubulidentata; Orycteropodidae
Gene: DMRT1
Product: doublesex and mab-3 related transcription factor 1
Exons: 5
Coding region: 1-1092 (363 amino acids)
Biological process (GO): sex differentiation; regulation of transcription by RNA polymerase II
Cellular component (GO): nucleus
Molecular function (GO): DNA-binding transcription factor activity, RNA polymerase II-specific; RNA polymerase II cis-regulatory region sequence-specific DNA binding
Source: RefSeq, a predicted model, not a curated record